UGGGGGCAGAGACAGCAAUGAGGCCUUGAGAAGAAGUGACAGAAAGAAAGGACAAGGGGACCUCAUUCCUGGACCUACCUCAUCAAUGGUGGGAACUUCUGCAAGGCCAGCUCCCCUGGGGUUUGCAAAAUUGGGAGAGAUGGAACAGUGAUCUGGAUUGGGGGAGAAGGGGUGGUACAGAGCCAUCGGACACUGGGAUCUACCACGUGGAUGAGGCCAGCAGGCUGUGAACACCUGGGCACACAGUGAGGGUGACAGUGUGUGUGUCCUCCUCCCCUGUGCAGCCUUCUGUGUUAGCGUUCCUCAGCUCCUCAUUGUAGUUCCCUGAAGAGACUUGGUAGGUUGAAAGGCCACUUCAAGUGGAAUCAGGAGACAUCCCCAACUCAGGGAGACCAAGCCCUAGCUCAAUCACUUGCUAAACAACAAGAUGAUAUUCCUUGCCACCCUGCCGCUGUUUUGGAUAAUGAUUUCAGGUAAUGGCUGGGGAGAUGUGUCCCAGCCCUAACAUUCCAGCCCAGUGGCCCAUGAUGGGAACUGUUGGAGAUGAUGGGGUGGGCUCUGUCCCUCAGCUUCUGUGCUCCUGCCCACCUACAGCUUCUCGAGGGGGCCACUGGGGUGCCUGGAUGCCCUCGACCAUCUCAGCCUUUGAGGGCACGUGUGUCUCCAUUCCCUGCCGUUUCGACUUCCCCGAUGAGCUCAGACCGGCUGUGGUACAUGGCGUCUGGUAUUUCAAUAGUCCCUACCCCAAGAACUACCCACCGGUGGUCUUCAAGUCCCGCACACAAGUGGUCCAUGAGAGUUUCCAGGGCCGCAGCCGCCUAUUGGGAGACCUGGGCCUACGAAACUGUACCCUGCUUCUCAGCACACUGAGCCCCGAGCUGGGAGGCAAAUACUAUUUCCGAGGCGACCUGGGCGGCUACAACCAGUACACCUUCUCAGAGCACAGCGUCCUGGACAUCGUCAACACCCCCAACAUCGUGGUUCCCCCGGAAGUGGUGGCAGGAACGGAAGUGGAGGUCAGCUGUAUGGUGCCGGACAACUGCCCAGAGCUGCGGCCAGAGCUGAGCUGGCUGGGCCACGAGGGGCUGGGAGAGCCCACUGUGCUGGGUCGGCUGCGUGAGGAUGAAGGCACCUGGGUGCAGGUGUCGCUGCUACACUUCGUGCCCACUAGAGAGGCCAAUGGCCACCGUCUGGGCUGUCAGGCUGCCUUCCCCAACACCACCUUGCAGUUCGAGGGUUACGCCAGUCUGGACGUCAAGUACCCCCCAGUGAUUGUGGAGAUGAAUUCCUCUGUGGAGGCCAUUGAGGGCUCCCAUGUCAGCCUGGUCUGUGGGGCUGACAGCAACCCGCCGCCGCUGCUGACUUGGAUGCGGGAUGGGAUGGUGUUGAGGGAGGCAGUUGCUGAGAGCCUGUACCUGGAUCUGGAGGAGGUGACCCCAGGAGAGGACGGCGUCUAUGCUUGCCUAGCAGAGAAUGCCUAUGGCCAGGACAACCGCACGGUGGAGCUGAGCGUCAUGUAUGCACCUUGGAAGCCCACAGUGAAUGGGACGGUGGUGGCCGUAGAGGGGGAGACUGUCUCUAUCCUGUGUUCCACACAGAGCAACCCGGACCCCAUCCUUACCAUCUUCAAGGAGAAGCAGAUCCUAGCCACGGUCAUCUAUGAGACUCAGCUGCAGCUGGAACUCCCUGCAGUGACCCCCGAGGAUGAUGGGGAAUACUGGUGUGUGGCUGAGAACCAGUAUGGCCAGAGAGCCACUGCCUUCAACCUGUCUGUGGAGUUUGCCCCCAUAAUCCUUCUGGAGUCACACUGUGCAGCGGCCAGAGACACCGUGCAGUGUCUAUGUGUGGUAAAAUCCAACCCGGAACCCUCUGUGGCCUUUGAGCUGCCUUCCCGCAACGUGACUGUGAAUGAGACCGAAAGGGAGUUUGUGUACUCCGAGCGCAGUGGCCUCCUGCUCACCAGCAUCCUCACGAUCCGGGGUCAGGCCCAAGCCCCACCCCGCGUCAUUUGUACCUCCAGGAACCUCUAUGGCACCCAGAGCCUCGAGCUGCCUUUCCAGGGAGCACACCGACUGAUGUGGGCCAAAAUCGGUCCUGUGGGUGCUGUGGUCGCCUUUGCCAUCCUGAUUGCCAUUGUGUGCUACAUCACCCAGACGAGAAGAAAAAAGAACGUCACAGAGAGCCCCAGCUUCUCAGGGGGAGACAACCCUCACGUCCUGUACAGCCCCGAAUUCAGAAUCUCUGGGGCACCUGAUAAGUAUGAGUCCAGAGAGGUCUCUACCCGGGAUUGUCACUGAGAGCCCCAGGAGAGUGAGAAGCGCCUGGGAUCUGAGAGGAGGCUGCUGGGCCUUCGGGGGGAACCCCCAGAACUGGACCUCAGUUAUUCCCACUCAGACCUGGGAAAACGACCCACCAAGGACAGCUACACCCUGACAGAGGAGCUGGCUGAGUAUGCAGAAAUCCGAGUCAAGUGAGGACGCUGGGGGCUGGCCCUGUGGCUCACCCCCCAUCAAGACCCUCACUGGCCCCCACUGGCUGUGGGCUCCCUUUCUCUUGAGAGUGGUAGGGGUGAGGGCGGGAAGGGGCAGGACAGGAAACAGUGAGGUCCUGGGGGCCUGGCCUCCCCUCCUUCCCAGCUGUUCCUCCUUGCCAACAUUCCGUGCCUAUAUUACAGCUCCCCUCUCCCUUCCUUUUAACCUCAGCUGUUGAGAGGGGUGCUCUGUCUGUCCAUGUUAUUUAUUGCUAUCCCUUUCCUGGUCUCCUGUCCCUUACCUGGCUCCAGGACCUGUACAAAGGGGACAUGAAAUAAAUGUCCUAAUGACAA
Messenger RNA from Mus caroli (Ryukyu mouse), 2824 nucleotides. The record is from RefSeq and is a predicted model, not a curated record. NCBI's taxonomy places the organism in Eukaryota, Metazoa, Chordata, Mammalia, Rodentia, Muridae.